GAAGUUUAGACGGUUAGUGGCGUUCGGUCAAACGAAUUGAACACUGACAGCAAAGAACGAAAAUAUACAUUAUUUUGCAGCGACCCAGUUUCCCCCCUUCCCUUACAUAUGGCUUCAAAUUCAAACAUAGAUAUAGAGGGUGCAACCCAGCAUCUUCGUGAUAUAUUAAAGCUGGACCGACCCGGGAACAGCGUUGAUGGUUCUCCAAGUGAGAACCAAAGCAAAACAUCUUUCAAUGGUGAAUUGAAUGGACUUCUCGGAGCAGACCUUAUAGGAGCAGGCGACAGGUCAACCAUGGCUGAAUCCACAGGCCCUAAUUCAGAGAAUAUGAACACCCAAGAGUGUCAGAUCAUCUGCCUCUCUGGGGAUGAUGGCUCCACUUGCAUUCCCAUCACAUCUAACAAUGUUGAAAUUGUGGCCAGUCGAGACUCGAGCAUUGACAGCAAGGCACGUGGUAGCAACAAGGUAAAAAUCCAGCCUGUCGCCAAGUACGACUGGGAGCACAAGUAUUACUACGGCAACCUCAUUGCGGUCUCGAACGCAUACCUGGCAUAUGCCAUCCGAGGAGCAAACAACCAGGCCAUGAUCCGUGUGUUGAGCUUGGGCUCGGCAGAGCGCACCCUGCUGAAGGGCUUCACUGGUGCAGUCACAGACCUGGCCUUCGCACACCUGGACUCCACCCUGCUGGGAUGUGUUGACGAGGCCGGUAACCUGGUCAUCUGGCAGCUCACCUGCCAUAGCAGCAAGAUCCUCGAUCAAGUCAUUGUCCACGUCCGGAGGCCUGAGGACACACCUCUGAACUCCAAUAGGAGGUUGAUCUGGUGUCCCUUCAUCCUAGAGGACAAUGAAGAGAACCCUGAGGAUGCCAGCCAGACCCUGGCCCUACUGCAUGAAGACAGAGCUGAAGUGUGGGAUCUGGAGAUCCUCCGCAGCAACAAUGGCACCUGGCCAGUAGAUGCCACUGACCUGAAGGACGGAGUUAUAACCAUAAAAGGACAUACAGAUCGCAUCAGUGAAGGUGCCCUGUCUCCAGAUGGCACAGUCUUGGCCACAGCCAGUCAUGAUGGAUAUGUAAAGUUCUGGCAAAUCUACAUUGAAGGACAGGACCAGCCAAGUCCUCUCCCCGGCUUCUUCCACAGAUGUCUACACGAGUGGCAGCCCCACAACGGGAACCCCCUUUCCUGCCUGCUGUUCUGUGACAACCACAAGAAACAGGACCCAGAUGUUCCAUUCUGGCGCUUUCUGAUUACUGGAGCUGAUCAGAACCAGGAGUUGAAGAUGUGGUGCACAGUGUCAUGGACCUGCCUGCAGACCAUCAGGUUCUCUCCAGACCCGUUCAACUCCUCAGUCCUGCCCUGUCUGAAGGCCAGUCUGGACCUGUCUGCAGAAUGCCUCAUCCUCAGUGACGUACAGAGAAAGGUGUUGUAUGUGAUGGAGUUGUUGCAGGACCAGGAAAAAGGCAGAGCCAGCUUCACAGCUGUGUCAGAGUUUCUGCUCACACACCCUGUGCUUAGCUUCGGUGUUCAGGAUGUCAGCCACAGCCGCCUGUGCCACACGGAGGUCCUCCCGCCAGACGAGGAGAGCGAGAGUAUGACUGCAGAUGGCAACCAGGGCACAAUGGAAUCCAAAGCUGGGAUCCAAAUCAAGCUAUAUUGUGUUCACACAAAGUCCCUUCAAGAUGUGCAGAUCUGGUUCCAGCCAAACCUUGGCUCUGGCUCAUCCUUGUUCCUGCCUCACUCGAACUCAAAUAAUGGCUUUGGGUUUUCAGAUCACUUGACAGACAUGAGUGUGGAAGGUUUGAGCUCUGAUAAGGAGUCUGGAUGCGGCUCCGAAAAUGAUCUCUGCAAGAUUCCCGCUCUUGCUGACUUCCUGUCCCCUUCCGGCACUGCUGCUAUGCCCAAGCUCAUGACCCCUGACGCCUUCAUGACCCCCAGUGCUUCGGUCCCAGCCUCCCCAGGCAGCAGUGCCAGCAGCCUGACCAUAGUGACAGCCAUGAGCAGCAACUCUGACAGUGGCGCCAGUGAUGGUAAUGUCUGCAGGGGAGGAGAGGAGCUGACCCAGAGCCCUAAGAUGUCUGUGGAGAGCAACUCCAUCCUCAUCGCAGGCUUAGGGGACAACAUGCCGAUGUACCAUCUUCCACAAGAGACCACUCCUCAUACGCUCAUGUUCCCCCUCACCUACCCCCUCCGCCCUCUACAGGGGCUUCCCUCUCCAAACCCGCCCCUCUCGCUGGACCCGCAGGUCAUUGAGCCUAUGCUGAUUCAGCAGGCCUCUCCUACCCGGGCCCGCUCUCCGGACGUCAUCUCGUCUGCCUCCACGGCCAUGUCUCAGGACAUACCUGAGAUCGCCUCUGAGACGCUGCAGCGAGGCCUGGGGGGGAUGUCUGGAACUGAAUCUCGAGAAACUCUCCCAGCCCUCCACACAGACAGCAUGGCUUCUGCAGCCUCAGCUCUUCACCUCCUCUCUCCACGAAACCGGAACAGCUCUGACCAUGGCCAUCUGCCCCUGGAGCUGGGUGCUGUAGUAGGAGCAGUGGAGGCGGAACAGAGGCUCAGUAACACCCCCUCACUGCUGGAGAACGCCCUGUCACAAGAGAAUGCUGCUGCCGCUGCCUCCUGCUCAGACAACAAUGUGAGCCACCCGUGGCCUGCAGCUCCUGACAUCACACGGGAAACACGCAACAGCCUGCGAGACAAUGGCCUGGGAGACUGCUCGAGGGAGGAAAUUAAGGACAGACACAUGUCCUCUCCAUACCACAGACGCACCUACCACUUAACCCAGAAUGACAGUCAGGACGCCAGUGCAGAACAGAGUGACCAUGACGAUGAGGUGGCCAGUCUAGAGUCGUCUUCAGGGAACUGUGGAGCCAGGUCGUCUCAAAGACUGCCAGUGAAGGAGUGGAAGAGUUCUCCCAGAGGCUCCCCUAAACUUAAGAGGAAGAGUAAAAAAGAUGACGGGGAUGCAUCUCAUGCCUCUCAGUCCAGGCAGCCUGAGCAGCAUCAUCAGCAGAUGAACCCAGAGGUGCUGGAAGAACUCCUGAUUUUGCUCCGUAACCAGCAGAGGGAGAUAGCGGAGCUCCAUCAGAGUCAGCUGGAGCUGCUUCAGAGAGUGACGGGCCACAUGGACGCCGUGCAGAGCUCUGUCAUAGCCCACGUAGAGCACGUCAUGGUCAGCCAGCAGGAGCACGAACAGAGGAGAAUGGAGAGAAUCCUAGCAGAGGGACACACCCGUAACCAGCAGCUCCAGGAGCAUCUCUCGCAGCAGCUGGGUCAAACUCUCAGUAACACCCUUUGUAAUCGGCUGGACAAGACUCUCCGAGAGGAGAUGAAGAAGACUGUUCCUCCCACUAUCACCAAGAGCCUGGAGCCUGUCACUGCCCAAAUGAGUAACACCAUUGCUGCUAAGCUGACGGCUGUGGAGGCAGCACUGAAGGAGAACGUUAGCAAAGUCGUGAAGUCAAAGAACACCACAGAUGCUAUUGGCCGAGCAGCUGCCGAGGCAAUGCAGGGGCCUAUCCAGGCUGCCUACAAGGAUGCUUUCCAGGGCAUAGUGCUGCCUGUGUUUGAGAGAGGCUGCCAGUCUAUGUUCCAGCAGAUCAAUGAGAGCUUCAAGCAGGGCACCCAUGAGUAUAUCCAGCAACUGGAGACCCAUGUGAAGAACAAGAAGCAGCAUGAGCAGGAAGCACGGGAUCCUAUGAUUGGCCAGCUGCAACAGAUGAUUGACACGUUCCAGAACUCAACGGAUCAGCUGGCCACCACCAUCACAGCAAGUGUCCGCUCUGAGGUCCAGCAUCAGCUCCACAUGACGGUGGGAAAUUUGCAGGACUCGAUCCUGACCCAGGUGCAGCGCAUUGUGAAGGGUGAGGUGAGUAUGGCCAUGAAGGAGCAGCAGGCAGCUGUGAACUCCAGCAUCAUGCAGGCCAUGCGCUCUGCUGCAGGCACGCCUGUCCCCACCGCACACCUGGACUACCAGGCCCAGCAAGCCAGCAUCCUGCAGCUGCUGCAGCAGGGACAGCUCAACCAGGCCUUCCAACAGGCCCUGUCAGCCUCUGACCUGAACCUGGUUCUGUAUGUGUGCGAGACCAUCGACUCCCAGCAGGUGUUUGGCCAGCAUCCCUGCCCCCUCAUCCAGCCAGUGCUGCUGUCCCUAAUACAGCAGCUAUCCACUAACCUGGCCACACGCUCUGAGCUCAAGAUCAGUUACUUGGAGGAUGCUGUGAUGAACCUGGACCAUGGUGAUCCGGUGACGAGGGACCACAUGAGUGCGGUGCUGUCCCAGGUCCGACAGAAGCUGUUCCAGUUCCUGCAGUCAGACCCACACAGUCCUCUCAGCAAGAGAGCCCGGCGCCUGGUGAUGAUGCUUCAGGGCCUGGUCAAUCAUUAGUUCUGGCGCCCAAUGAUGGAGCCCCUUCACUUCCCUGUUCUGCUCCCACACAGUUAGAACAAAGUGCAGUGAGUUUCGUUGAUGUGCUGAGGGGAGCAGAGCUGUUGUUAAAGAGAUGUGAGCAUGAUGUACAGAGCGAUCGGACAGUAUUCAGACCCCUUGACCUUUUCCACAUUUUGUUAGUUUACGGCCUUAUUCUAAAACUGAUUACAUCGUUUUCCCCCUCAUCAAUCUACACAGAUUACCCCAUUAUGACAAAGCAAAAAUAUUUGCUAAUUUAUGAAAAAUGUAAAUAUUACAUUUACAAAGUAUUCAGACCCUCUUCUUGGGUAUGACGCUACAAGCUUGGCACACUUAUAUUUGGGGAGUUUCUCCCAUCUCCACAGAGGAACUCUGGGGCUCUGUCAGUGACCAUUGGGUUCUUGGUCACCUCCCUGACGAAGGCCCUUCUCCCCUGAUUGCUCAGUUUGGUCGGGUGGCCAGCUCUAGGAAGAGUGAUUCCAAAUGUCUUCCAUUUAAGGUGUUCUUGGGACCCUUCAAUGCUGCAGACAUUUUUUUGCUACCCUUCCCCAGAUCUUUGCCUCAACACAAUCCUGUCUCGGAGCUCUAUGGACAAUUACUGACCUUAUCGCUUGGUUUUUGCUUAUACUUAUGUAAAUAAGGUAUUUCUGUUUUUUAUUUUUAAUACAUUUGAAAAAAUGUCUAAAGACCUGUUUUUGCCUUGUCAUUAUUGGUUAUUGUGAGGACUGCUGAGGACAUUUAUUUAAUCCACUUUAGAAUAAGACUAACGUAAUACAAUGUGGAAAAAGUCAAGGGGUCUGAAUAGUUUCCGAUGGCUCUGCACUUUCUGUACCCUCGUCACUUUUUGAUGCAUUGUACAUCGAAAUGGAACAUUUUGUUUUAUCUUUAAUUUUUACGUGUAGAAAUGGCAAGAACAGACUGGGUUUGCCCUUUUUGGACUUGUGUAGAUUGAAGGAUAUUUGUUCAUGAGUACUACGAACCUUGCCAUUACCAUCUAUUUUGUCUUUUCCUUGUCAUAUCCACAAGAGGCUGUUUCAGAAAUACCUAUCCUAAAUGUAGACCGUCGUUACAGAUGGAUGAGCAUAUUAUGUUUUCUGAAUAUUCAACCAUUCUGUUAAAUCCAGUGUAUUUCACUUUGAGGGACUUCUACAGUAGGCUUUCAAUCUACACGGUUAGUUUUUUCCUUUCUCUGAUAUUUCCGUGUUACUAUGUAGAUAGGACAGGAGUGUGCUUGUGGAGUCUUAGAAACUAAAAGGGCCGUCCACAUGUAUAGCUUUAUAAGGUCAACUCUUUUGAUGGCACCUCGACAAAAUUCACCCAUGUCCCUGAAUUUUUUUAUUUAUUUUUUUGCCCUGGUUUUUUUUUAUACCAACAAUCCUUAACAUUUGUAAGACUUGUAUGAUUUCAUGAACUUGCUUGAAGACUUAUUGAAGUUGUUAUAAUCCAUAGAAAAUCCAUCUAACAAGUUGUUACUUAUACUGGCCUCGUUUUUGCAUCAGGAUAUCCAAGUUAUGUUCGUAAACCUGAUGUACAUCUCCUGUUCUUUAGAGGGCAGCCCUUGAAUGCAGUCACAUUUAAUAUUUUUUAGCAUGCUUUCUUUUAGGCAACUUGCGAAGUCUAGUUGGAAAGUUCAACAAAACUGGGAGCAUGGCUUAAUGUAUUAAUACGUGUUUGUCUUCUAAACAAGUUAAAAUGGUCUAAUUAUCUAGGAACAGACCUGUGAAACGCCACAAUGUUGGGUUGCAUUGUGAAUAUCAACUGCCCAAUGCCUACUAUGCCACUGGUCAGUUGAUUGUCAUGCAAAUAAGAUCUUUGUUUUCCCUAUCAAACCUUUAAUGUGCAGGAACAAAACAUUUAUAGUAAGUGCCUUAUUGUACUUCACUGAUGGGGAUUUGGCCUCCACUACCUUUAGAUGUUGUUAUGCCAUUUGAAACAAUUGUGUAAAUUAACCGUAUUUGCCUGACUGUAAAAGAGUGUGUUACUGGGUUUUUACGCACACUUAUCAAUGACUUAUUUUGCAAACAAGGGUUCAAAUAGCACAGGAAGAGCAUCUUUGCAUUAGGAAUACAAACAUGAUUUGACAAUAGAGAGGCUGGCUAGAAAAGUUCUCAUAAAUUAUUGAUUAUGUAAUUCCACUUUACUGUAGGAGUGAUGGGAAAUAUUUAAACCCGGGAUCAUCUUGUCUUACCAAUUCCAAAAUGUCAAUCUCUGCUAUUGAUGUCUUGUCAUCUAAUUUCAAGGACAGUUAUUUGUUAUGAACGUAACAUUCCUUUCUUUGACCUAAAGUAGAAUGAGGGGGACAUAGGGCAGUGUGAACUAAGCUUGGAGGUGUUUCUUGCCAGUCCUGCACACUAUUCCUGAGGCAUGCUUAUUUUACCAGGUCAGAAUUAUGUUUGACCAUAGUAGUGGUUUGUUUGAUAAGCACCUUUUGGUGUUCCAAUUUAUUUAACAUGACUUGUUGAAAGUUGAUUCUCAACUCCCAGUUUUUCUUUGCUUUAAUUAUUUGAGUUUCAUCAGUGAACACUAUACAGUUGCUAGGUCACCUUCAGCUGCUGAUUGGUUGACAAAACGCUAGGUAUGCCUGUAUGCUCAGGAGAACUGUGCAUAAAGAGGCAAACUGCUAUAUUCAAGGUUAUAAGCCAUCUGUAUUAUCAAGCCACAAAGCUGUGUAAAGCAGACAGUAAUGUCUUUUUAUCCACAACGUUGAGUGAGGAGGAAUCUGUCCGUGGUGGAGGAGGUUGAUGAUCCAUCUUUUAUUGUAUUAAGUUACAUGUCUGGUAACUGGAAUAGCAGCUGUUUGACCUGAAAAGUGUAAAAGCAGGAUGGUUUCCAUGCUCUUAGUUUUACUUAUGUUUCAUAUUGAUCAGGGUUAAGCAACAAGAAUCAGACAUGAAUGUUGAUAACAGUAAGCUUGUACAUAAACGCUAUACAAUCUAAAUAUUUUUCCUCGUUUUCAAAAACAUUGAAAUCAUGUUUUGUGUAUUACUCAUUUUGAUUGUCAUUUCCAUCAUGCUUUGUUCCCUGUGCUUGGAUUGUUGUAUAUUUUACUCGUUUCUUUUACCCUAAACGUUUUGGAAUAAAAAAAUAAAAUGAUUAAUGCCUUG
Oncorhynchus masou masou (cherry salmon) is the source of this 7508-nucleotide messenger RNA. Its product is annotated as enhancer of mRNA-decapping protein 4-like. The transcript is spliced from 29 exons. Bases 109 to 4383 code for a protein of 1424 amino acids. NCBI's taxonomy places the organism in Eukaryota, Metazoa, Chordata, Actinopteri, Salmoniformes, Salmonidae. Gene Ontology annotation, molecular function: protein binding. Gene Ontology annotation, cellular component: P-body. The record is from RefSeq and is a predicted model, not a curated record. Gene Ontology annotation, biological process: deadenylation-independent decapping of nuclear-transcribed mRNA.